This is a messenger RNA of Ixodes scapularis (black-legged tick), 503 nucleotides long. RefSeq names its product solute carrier family 22 member 7-like. Bases 63 to 503 code for a protein of 146 amino acids. The record is from RefSeq and is a predicted model, not a curated record. The transcript has 2 exons. NCBI's taxonomy places the organism in Eukaryota, Metazoa, Arthropoda, Arachnida, Ixodida, Ixodidae.
CGCGUGUACGUUCACCGUACGUUUCAGACUGUUCCUGCGCAGCGAAAAUCCCGGCCUAGACAAUGGAGUUUGAGAGAGUGCUCAAGGAAAUCGGGGGCUUCGGCUUCUUCAACAAGACCGUCAUGUUGGCCACCCUGGUGCUCGGGACCUGGCACACGUCCAUGUGUUAUUUCGGCCACAUAUUCGUGCUACUCACAGCUCCGAGCCAGUGGUGCCUCCUCAACGAAUCCGCCAUCGCCACGACGGACUGGACUACGUUGCCCAGAGGAAAGUGCCAGCUGCUUGUUCCAGCGGCAAGUGGCAGCAACGCUACCGUAGUUGCCAAGGAAGGCGGUUCGUGUCCCACCGGGUGGCAGUACGAUGAGAGCGAAUUCUUCACGAGCGUCCCUAUGGAGAAUCAAUGGGUUUGCAGCGAGAGUUGGAAGGUAUAUGUGGUGCACGGAGCCUUCUGGGCAGGCUCGAUAACUGGCUACCUUGUCUCUGGGUUCCUCGCUGACAGGUAA